Molecule: messenger RNA, 1572 nt
Organism: Alternaria burnsii
Lineage: Eukaryota; Fungi; Ascomycota; Dothideomycetes; Pleosporales; Pleosporaceae
Product: methyltransferase type 11
Exons: 4
Coding region: 1-1572 (523 amino acids)
Molecular function (GO): S-adenosylmethionine-dependent methyltransferase activity
Source: RefSeq, a predicted model, not a curated record
AUGUGCUUACCUAUGUUUCGGCAUCGCCACCGUCGCGAUGGCCAUGCCUCAUCCGGGCCUGAUUAUUAUCUUCCCAUCUUUAAGCAAACGGAUUUGAAUGACUACAACCCUAGCACCUAUGAGUGUAAAGCAGUCCCAGCCGACAUCGAAGCCAUCGAAGCCCUACUGUCCUCUCAAACUUCAGACGGUGAAACCAGAGGAACCCGACAAGGAGAUCUGUUCGAUCACGACGAUCACGAAUUCUACAGCAGACAGAAAGGACAAGAAUUUCCUCAGCGCGCCUACUCCGAUAAAUUCUUUCAGUCUUCAGAGCAGAAUCCAGAGAAAUGGUGCGAAAUCGGUGUCACGUUCCGCGGACAUGCUUCGGUUGUUAUACACGACAUUACUGGAGCUGAUACAGACAAACCGAAAAAAUACUUCGAGUAUUUAGGCAUCGCAAAAGAGGAGCCCCAAAGCUCUCGCGUGGGGGACAUCAUACGCCUCCAUCUCGCACGAAGGCGUGGGGAUAACGAAUACGACCUGUGGUUCCACCACCCUCGUACCGACGAAGAGUCCGGCCGGUACUACUCCGUUUGUCGCAUUCGAACGACAGAUAGGAUGAUCAAAUACAACGCUGGUCUGUCAUUUCCUCGGUACUACAAGAAAGUCACAAGUGACUGUGCUACGUUUGCACACAAUUUCCUUGUCAAGACGCUCGAUUGCGUUUAUGCUGAAGGCCAUAUCGAGAAGAAGAGACUUGAUAGUAUAGUGAAGAAUCUGGUUAAGCAUAAUCAUGUCGCAGAAGGUACUGUAGGGGAGACAGAAGUAGUGUCGCGUAGGAAUAAGGUCCUUGGUGACACUGGUGGGACGUUGCUAGAGAGUGGCGGGACUUUGCCUACUACAACGCGCACAAAGCCAAGAUCGACCAGAUACACGAUGCCCUCCAGUUCUGAGGAGGCGCAAGCCCUCGGCCACGCAGAGUUUUGGGACGAACGGUAUGCAAAGGCUGACAGCGACAAGCCAACGCACGAAUGGUUCCGCGCAUUCAAUGAGCUAGAGCCCUUCUUUAAGAAGCAUUUGUUCGAUAAAGAGAGGGAUGAGGGAAAGAAUGCCAAAAUUCUUCACCUGGGGAGCGGGGACAGUACCGUCCCAUACGAUCUUCUAGAACGAGGUUAUACGAAUCAGCUCUGCAUUGACUUUUCCGCGGUAGUGGUCGAUUUGAUGAAGUCACGACAUCCAGAUAAAAGUCAGGUUGAAUGGAGAGUCGGCGAUGUCCGGGAUAUGAAAGACAUCGAUAGCAAGUCCGUAGAUGUCGCCUUUGACAAAGGCACUCUAGAUGCAAUGAUCUACGGGAGUCCAUGGAGUCCGCCCGAAGAGGUUAUGGACAACAGCGGAAGGUAUAUCAGUGAGGUCUGGCGGGUCUUGAAAGACGACGGCGUGUUUCUUUAUAUUACCUAUCGGCAACCGCACUUUGUCAAACCGAUCCUCAAUCGCAAGAAUGAGUGGGAUCUAGACAUGGAAAUCAUGGGUGGAGGCGACAGUUUCCAGUACUUUGGCUUCAUUCUCAAGAAGAACACCUCAGGCCCGAACUGA